AUGUUACAGGCAUUAGACAACUCCGAACAUCAGGCCAAUGUUCAAGACUAUGAGGUCAGGGGCUGUGUCUUUGACCUGUGUGUGGAAGCCGAAAACAAUGCUGUGCUGUGUCGGCACCUGGAGCAGUACGCGCUGGUCUGUCAGGAGAAUGGGAUCACUUUGGAAAACUGGAGAGCGCAGACGCCUUGUGAGAUGCAGUGUCCCCCAAACAGCAAGUACAGCAGCUGCAUGACUGCGUGCCCAGAUUCCUGCAGCAACCUGGCAGCCUCCUCCGAGUGCGAGUCGCCCUGUGUCGAAGGCUGCGAAUGCCUCCCUGGAUACAUUCUCAGUGGCUAUGACUGCGUGCCCUACAAGGAGUGUGGCUGCAGCUUCCUCAACUCAUAUUAUAAGACUGGAGAAACGUUUGUGACCGAUGACUGCUCUCAGACUUGUGAGUGCACAGCUAGUUCCAGCGUUGCCUGUACUAGGGCAGCGUGUUCCCGCAGCGAGAUCUGUGCCAUCGCUAACUUCACGCGCGGAUGCUACUUACCUGGCCCAUGUCUGCAGAAUCUUUGCGAGAAUGGUGGGACUUGUAUUGAGGAUACAAGCGAAUCCAACAACAGCUCUUCCAACUUCAGUUGUGCGUGCCCUGAUGGAUACGAGGGGCCUCUCUGUGAGGCUGAAACACCAGGACCAGCGUCGUGGUCCCCUUGUGGUCAAUGGGAGGUCUUGAUGGAGGCGUUCCAGCCAAAUGGCAUAUUCACAUUAACGAAUGGCUGCUUAGUAGAACGGCCUGUCGCCAUUAGCGGGGCUCGCAGUGCCACACCCUGCUGGAGUUAG
Messenger RNA from Dermochelys coriacea (leatherback sea turtle), 819 nucleotides. Its product is annotated as zonadhesin-like. Gene Ontology annotation, molecular function: protein binding. The transcript has 6 exons. The record is from RefSeq and is a predicted model, not a curated record. Lineage: Eukaryota; Metazoa; Chordata; Testudines; Dermochelyidae. Bases 1 to 819 code for a protein of 272 amino acids.